UAUUAUUUAAAGUUUGAUGUGAUGUGAUGUGGUGGGCGGGGCCUGAGAUGAAAAGUCCGGUGGGCUCGGUGACGUCACCGGGUCCUAUAAAGCGGCGGGUGGAUGAGCCCCUCACCUGUUGUGUUCUCUGCGUGCGGGAGUUUACGGGCGCGCGCGUGUGUCGGUGUAUGUGUUUGUGACGUCAUGUCCCGGUUACUGAUCCCGGCGCUGCUGUGCGGCGUGUGUGUGUGCGUGUGUGCGGUGCAGCAGCGGGACUACGGCGUGAAGCUGUGCGGGAGAGAGUUCAUCCGCGCCGUCAUCUUCACCUGCGGGGGGUCGCGGUGGAGGAGAGCCGUCGACCUGGAGCUCCCGGGACUGGAUCCGAACCUGUUACUCUCUUAUCAAAGCUCGUCAGAUGAAGGAGGCGAGCAGCUCAGCUGGAUGAAAAGUGGUGACACAGAUCCAGACAAACCAUCCUCCAUCCUCUCCUCCUCCUCCUCCUCUCUCACUGACCUCCUCCAGGCCAUGGGAGAUCGGAGGAACACCAGGGAUGAGUCGAGUCUGUCUGCGGAGGUGCAGAGGAGCUGGCUGGAGUCGCUCUACUCGUCUAAACCACUAGGGGGCGGGCAGGUGAAGAGUUUAGACCUCGGGUGGCUUCGUGAGGACCGACGGAGGCGCAACCACUCGCUGGGUCUGGCGGGGCUCUGCUGCAACCAGGGCUGCACCAAGAACGACAUCGGACUCCUGUGCUGAGGACGGAGCGGAUGAGUGCGGUCCGGGACUUAUUCACACACAGGCGGGUCUCUGGACGCUGCUCCAGAAAUGUCCACUUUGUAAAUAUUGUGUAUGAUGAUAUAAUGUGUACAUGUUCUAUAUAAAUGAACAAAAAUCGAACAAAAACAAAUAAAACUUUAUUGUGAGAGAGCCAUGUGACUGACGGGCCGUGAUUUAUAAACCGCAGCUGCAAAGGAUGUCACGACUUCGCUGUGUGACGAGCAAAUCUGGAUAGACAGAGGCGGAGCUUAAGUUAAAUUUAACCACCAAUUAAUUACAAGCUUGAGUGUGUGUCAUAUCUAUAAACAGCACGACUCUAAAAAUAUUAACACUGAUAUCGAACAAUAAGCAAUGUAUUAUAGGUACAGUACACAGCUAGUCUUUUAAAACACAAACACACACUGCUAUAAAUAUUUAAUUAAUAAGAUAAUUUUAAGGUUUUCUUUUUCACCGCACACACACACACACACUUGCUUUAAAAGAAACACACAUCAGCUCUCUUCAUGUAUUCCUGUUUUUAUUGUUCACUUCUGCUCCUAAAGAAAGGAAAAAAAAGAUUUUGCCAAACAUAUUUACAGAUUUAUCCUCUGAGUUUAUUGCGACAGGACUGAAGGCGACCGAUCCGAAACAAAACUACACAAAAUACCAAACAUGAUACAAAAUAGAAAACAGAAAAGAAUCGAUUCCUGUAGGUGUAUAUAU
Molecule: messenger RNA, 1455 nt
Organism: Clarias gariepinus (North African catfish)
Lineage: Eukaryota; Metazoa; Chordata; Actinopteri; Siluriformes; Clariidae
Gene: rln1
Product: relaxin 1
Exons: 2
Coding region: 103-732 (209 amino acids)
Cellular component (GO): extracellular region
Molecular function (GO): hormone activity
Source: RefSeq, a predicted model, not a curated record